Molecule: messenger RNA, 1033 nt
Organism: Cryptococcus amylolentus CBS 6039
Lineage: Eukaryota; Fungi; Basidiomycota; Tremellomycetes; Tremellales; Cryptococcaceae
Exons: 4
Coding region: 55-735 (226 amino acids)
Source: RefSeq, a predicted model, not a curated record
GAGCAAUCUUACAAAACGACAAACGAACAUCUUCACGCUCACCGACCACCCAACAUGCCCGGCUUCGAGAAGUACAAGGACAGGAACUAUACAAGUCGCCAGGUUAUCUGCGAAUGCUGCAACCAGCUCGUAAGCAAGGGCACCAGAGAUGACCACCAGAGCCGUCUGAAGAAGAGGGACAGAGGUGCGGAGGAAGAGAGGCUGGAAGGUGAAGGGAGUAAGAGGGCCAGACACAUGAAUGAAGACCAGGAAUCAGAAAAUGAAGGCAGAGGUGGUGAUCUCGUCAUUGACGACGAACCAAGAGGCGAAGAUGUGGAAGAUGAUAUCGAGCAACGGUCGCAGCAGAUGAGCUCUCAGGGUCUCAGACACGGUGUCUCUGGUGGCAAUUUGUUGGUAGCUGGUGAUGAGAGAGGCAAUCGAAACUCCGCCGAGCCACCCAAUUCUCAAAUGCAGCACCGCGCACCAUCCUCGCUCAGCCAAGCUCCCAGCACUGUCGACUCUCUCCCAGAUGCGAACGACUCGGAUGCGGAUGACAGAGAGCAGGGGAGGUCGUUCCUGGAGAUGAAAACCAAGCCUCCGGCGACUCGGAUCAAAGUGGUGAUGGUGAAAGUGAUGGUGGGGAUGGAAGCAGUGGAGACGAAAGCGAUGACUCUAGCGAGCGGUCAGAGAGGGAAAGCUCAAGUGCGAGGAGUGAUGAAGCAUCGGCAAGCGAGCAGAUGCGUGCUCGAAAGAUGAUAGAAUUCGGACCCAUCAGCUACACUGUCGAUGACCAGACCGCCCGUGAGAGGCUCAUGCUGUACAAUUGGAAAGUCCAGAAUAAUGUUACCCGGAAGGCUUUCGACGGGUGAAGAGUUUUCGGAAGCCCAGGAGGACUUAUAUCAUUGACAGGGGCACUGAAGCCAGCAGAGUGGAUAUUGUCAUGUGAUUAUGGCUGACUAUAGCUGUGUCACACGGGUCCAUGACCUACGUUACAAGCUCUAUAUAUGAAUGUAUCAUGUAGUUUAUGUAUAAGACAUGUCUAUGUAUGCAAAAA